Molecule: messenger RNA, 418 nt
Organism: Drosophila serrata
Lineage: Eukaryota; Metazoa; Arthropoda; Insecta; Diptera; Drosophilidae
Source: RefSeq, a predicted model, not a curated record
GCCAGCAACAAAACCCAGAAUGUUCAAAUACUUCGUUUUCGCCGUUUUCUGCCUGGCCAGCGCUGCCGCCGCUCCAGGAUACUUGGGUGGUGCCCAUGGAUACUUGGGAGCUGCUCCGGCCGUCUCCUAUGGUCAUGCCCUGGCUGCUCCUUCGUACGCCUCCUAUGGACUGGCGCCCAGGCUUAGCUAUGCUGCCCCGGCUCUAGCCCGUCCGGCUAUCUACUCCUCGCCCGCCCUGAGUCAUGGAUCUCUGGCUCUGGCUCAUGCUCCGUUGGCCGUCUCCCAUGCACCGCUGUCCCUGGCUCCUGCUCCGUUGUCCUUGGGCCAUGCUCCCUUGGGCCUAGCACAUGGUCCUUUGGGUCUGGCGCAUGGCUCUUUGGGUCUGGCGCAUCCUCAGUUGGGUCUUCAUGGUUGGUAA